Molecule: messenger RNA, 1905 nt
Organism: Ophidiomyces ophidiicola
Lineage: Eukaryota; Fungi; Ascomycota; Eurotiomycetes; Onygenales; Onygenaceae
Exons: 7
Coding region: 1-1905 (634 amino acids)
Source: RefSeq, a predicted model, not a curated record
AUGAGCUUUGGCUGGUCGGCUACCGACGUUGUCCAACUGAUUGUGAUAUGCCACUCUGUUGUUGCGAAUUGUCGGAUUGGCCCCUCAAGUGCUGUCUUUCACCUCCAUGCGCUGAAAGUCGAAGUUCAAGGCUUCGAGUCGCUGCUGACGCAACUGCACGACGUCGUCAAAAAUGGAGAAGGCACCCCUUUUCUUGACCUUGAGACUAUCGAGCAGACCCUUAAGGAAUGCAAGGACCAUUUACAGAAGUAUAAUGCCAUUCAGCAUAUGCAUAAUUCAGGGCAGAAGAACGGCCAGCAGUCACAGAUCAGUCGCUCAAAAGACAUCUUUCUUAAAACAAAGAAUGCUGCGAAACUGGGGGGAGAAAUCGUCCGACACCUUGCCUGGGGAGAGAAGGAACUGCAAGCCCUGCAAGAGAAAGUCGCUCACCACAAACAGACCCUGCAGCUGUAUUUUACAAUUCUACAAAGGGAUAAAACGUCGCAAAUCGGCCAGCGACUACAGAGUAUGGAGCGCAUGGUGCAUGAAAUCCAUGCUGAAUCUACGUUGCAUACACGAUUAAACCCGCUUGCUCGCACUCAAUCUAUCCAAAUAUCAACUGACCACUGCGAUGAUGAACCCCACGAUCGAUACCAAACGAUGCUAGAAGCUGUGGAACGUCAGCGGGAUUUUGCACUUUUAGAACGGAGCCUCGCAGAUAAUCGUGACGACAGAGAAUGGGAUAGUAUUUGCGAUCAAUUAGACUUGUUUCACCGACGGCUCUUGAACUCGAUAGAACGGAAAGCCAGCUCUUAUGCGCAGCAAAGGGAAACUCAUUCUCAUUUGCCUAUUCAACUUAACAAGGCAUUACUAUCGCACACCGCCGGUCACUUUCCCUUUUCCAAUGACCCAUCGAACUCGAAGUCAGCCUAUGAUGGCUUCGAUGCGCCAACGAGUCGAUUCCAUGAAGUUUCCCAUUCUGAGCCGAGAGCCGAGUCUACGGCUUCCGCAAUUACUGAUCUUGACUCGCCAGUACCAUCUAUCUUUUCUUUCCGAAAGCGGUCAUCAACGUGCAGUAUGGUGGCAGCUACCGAGUCCGUAGAUCCGUUAUCUUCAAGCCCCUUGUUCACGGAAGACUCUUAUGAUUUUCGAUCUCACCUGAGAAAUUCUGAUAACACACCCGACUAUCUGUCGCUCGCUCCCGCUACUGCGUAUGAGCGUCGUGAUACCCUCUCCUCGAACGGCUCUGUCGCCAAUCAUUCUACGUGGAAACGGCUAGCGAUGCGUGGGAGGAUUCAAAUUGCUUGGGAUACUCAUCCUACCCCCGUCCCUUGCUAUCUUGAAGCUGGGUAUCGCAGCGACGGUCGGUUGUAUGCAAUCAAGGCCGUUGAUAUGAUGGAUUCUCGAGCGCUAUUGCCCAUACUUAGGUUAUCUUCAACGGAAAAACGACCGAUUCCGCAUUCCGAACCGUUUGAUAACUAUGAUGAGGGGUAUGAUGCGGGCAGAAUAUUUUUCAUAACACCGCCCAUCACAAAAAACGGGAACUCACCACAAUACGUCAUUGAAAAGCGGGAUGACCAUCUCGAAAUUCAGAGCUUAAUAUACGGGAAACGGCUGCUUCUUUCGAUUCCCAUUGUGAAGCUUUCAAGCGCCCACGGGAAAGAGUCCGAUAGGCAAUAUCUACGUCUCUGGAAUUCUUCUGGUGAAGGAGACACUGGAAAAUCACUGCUCUAUUUUGCGCCUUUUCGAAAACACCCUCGGUACAUUGAGAUACACGAAAAGGACAUUAAUCCCGGGUUUAAGAGAACCUCACGCAGUGUGCUUGAACUUCGACUGUCGAACUCGUUGCAGUAUCUGAAGCUUGGGUUUGCUGCCCCGAGUGAUAACUAUCGGUUGAUCUCGUAUAUUGGGAACAAGUCAGGCUAA